Messenger RNA from Erythranthe guttata (spotted monkey flower), 2028 nucleotides. The record is from RefSeq and is a predicted model, not a curated record. NCBI's taxonomy places the organism in Eukaryota, Viridiplantae, Streptophyta, Magnoliopsida, Lamiales, Phrymaceae.
AUGGCGAACUUUUCUCGGAGCAGCGACGACGACGGACCUAACAGCAAAAGACCCUGCAUCUACAGAACGGCGAUCUCCCCCUCCUCUUCCUCCGUCCCCGCCGCGAAUUCCGGCGAAGUCGGCUACGGCUACGGCAAACGCCGUGGCGGCUACAACUCCGUCAUACCUCCAUCAUAUGAGGCGAUUAACCGUGUUGAACCUCCGCCGCCGUUUGGGCGGUUGUUUUAUUUUAAUGAUAUUUAUUAUGACGAUGAAGAAUUAGUAGCAGUAGAAGAAGUAGCAGAAGAAGAAGAGGAAGAGGAAGAAGAAGAAGAAGAAGAAGAAGAAGAAGAGGAAGAGGAAGAGGAAGAGGAAGAGGAAGAGGAAGAGGAAAGAGGAAAUAAUAGGCGGCGCGUGGAAGAAGAACUACAAUCCAGCGCAAGAGGAGUAAAUUCGACGGCGGCGAGACCCGUUUCUGUGAACCUGAUGGAUCCGGAUCUACUGGAUUGCCCCAUUUGCCUUGAACCACUUAAAUUACCCGUUUAUCAGUGCUGGAAUGGGCACAUAGCAUGCGAAUCAUGUUGCGCCAAGAUGAGCAAGAAAUGCGCGAGCUGCUGCCUGCCGAUCGGGUCCAACCGAUGCAGGGCACUCGAGAAGGUUCUAGAAUCGCUCAGAAUCUUGUGCGCGCACGCGCCGUACGGGUGUUCGGACCUAAUAAGCUACACCGACAAACACGCACACGAGAAAACGUGCAAACACGCCCCUUUCUACUGCCCACUCCUCGGCUGCACCUACGCCGAUUCCCCCCAAUCCGUGUACUCCCACUUUGCCGUAACACACUGGACUUCCGUGAAGUUUGACUUUGACCGUAGCUUCCGCGUCUCGUUCGUCCAGGACCAGAAUCACGUGUUUCUUCAAGAACUGGACACUUUAAGAAUAUUCGUACUUAGCCGUUUUAGUGAAAAUGCCGGGAAUUACGUCAGUGUUACUUUCAUUGCACCGGCUUCGUCGAGGAGGGAGUAUUUCUAUAAUCUUACGGCGAGAUGCGGAGCGAGAUCAAUUAUGGUGACGAGCGUAGCGGAGUGCACUGCGCGGUGGAGUGCGGAGGCUAAGGCCGAAAGGUUCGUUGUGGUUCCGACGGACUUUUUAACCUCGGCUGGAGAGCUCGAGUUGGAACUAACUAUAUGGAAGCUCGAAGCAUUGUCUCUAGCGUAAUUAGUAAUUAUGGUUUUAGCUAUCGAGGCUUGCUCGUAACUUUUAUUGUUUUAUAGAUUGUGUUGUUAAUCGAUAAACGUGGGCUAUUAUUAUUUUUUAUUUAGCAAAUUCGGUUGCUUUAAAAGCUCAUCCCUUUUUUUUUUCGUUUCUCUCUUCUUUAAAAUAAAAAAAAAGGAGGGUAUUUACUGGUUCCUCAAUUCUGGAUCGAUGAAUCUCAAAUCAUACUUGGUUCACCGCCGAGUAGUAAAUAAUAUUCACCCUAAUUUCAUUCGUCGAAUAGGGCCUUUAACUUGAAUCUCAAUAUCUACGACUAGGGGUGGAAAUUGGAAUGGAAUUUUCGAACCAACUCUUGAAUUUAUUGUUGAACCGAAGAGGCAAUUUGAACCCAAACUAAUACCCUGUUAAUGAAUUGUAGAUGAGCUCAUACAUUUAAAUUUCGAAUCUUGAUCGUUUACUUUGUAGUAAAACUAUGUUUGUUUCGGUUAUAAGUAUCUUUCUCCGGGUAAAAAAUUGUUACAAGUAUAGGAUUCUGUCACAAUGGUAAUAAAUGGUUAUAUUCUAGCCAUGGGCGUAGGCAGGCAGAAAUAAAGACUUUCGCGACCCACAAAUCUCGAUGUGGGACCUCGUUCCGUAUUCCAACUGCAAACAUUGCUAUGUACGCAAUGCGCAUGUCGUGGUACUGUGGGGAUGAAAGAUCCAUGCAUCGAUCGAGUUUAGUUCGAGUGGGGAUGAAAGAUCCAUGCAUCGAUCGAGUUUAGUUCGAGUAGAAUCUAUCGUUUCUUGGAAUUCGUUUACGUAGCCUUCUAGUAAAGACUUUGGCAUCCUACUUCCUUU